Alternaria postmessia is the source of this 978-nucleotide messenger RNA. RefSeq lists its product as uncharacterized. Lineage: Eukaryota; Fungi; Ascomycota; Dothideomycetes; Pleosporales; Pleosporaceae. Gene Ontology annotation, molecular function: DNA-binding transcription factor activity; transcription cis-regulatory region binding. Gene Ontology annotation, cellular component: nucleus. The coding region runs from base 1 to 978 and encodes 325 amino acids. The record is from RefSeq and is a predicted model, not a curated record. The transcript is spliced from 3 exons. Gene Ontology annotation, biological process: positive regulation of transcription by RNA polymerase II.
AUGGGAGCGCUCCUUCCCAUACUGAUCCUGCACGCAGGCGACGAAACCCGUCCAGUAUGCAAAGCCUGCGGCAAGAAAAAUCGUCCUUGCCAGUGGGAAGAGCCACAUACCAAGUUCAAGGAUUACCGGCCUGAUGGACCCUCAUCAAGUCGAUCUGCUGCUGCUGGCACCGAUGACGAAACCGAGAGUAAGAGUGACAUGAUGGAAGUUGACGGUAUCGAAGGAGUCGAUGGCAUUGGUAGAGGAGAUGAAGCCGUUCGCACAAACAGUUUCAGCGAGGAGAGCUUCAGCCGGAACACUUCACCGAGACGACGGAAAAACAGUCGGACCGACGGAGUAUCGGAGGGCCAAUCUACCAGCGUUUCCUCACCGUCGGCUCACUUAUCCCCAGGCUCACCAUACUUUGUUCCCAGGUCCAAGAGUACACCGGGUGGUGUGUCGGUGGCGAGUCUGCUGCAGUCGCCCGACCCGGACGGCAUGUCAGAGGGCUCGCUGCCGAUGCAUACCCGUCAGGCAAUGCAGCAGGCACAUUCCCACUCGCACAACCGAAGGGAUAUGCCAGAGGGGACGAGAAACUAUUCACCUCAGCAUGUUUCUUUGACACAUGAAGAAGCCCUGCUGGUGCAUCACUAUACCGAACAUCUUGGUCGUUGGCUAGACUGCACAGACGCCACACGUCAGUUUACACUGGGCGUGCCGGAGAAGAUCAAACAAUGCCCGGUGCUUUGCCACGCUGUCAUGUCCUUUGCGGCUCGCCACUGCAGAAAGGACGCAACAGCUGAAGCAGCCUACCAGCGCUGCAUUGCCCUGCUCAUCGAACGAUUGAACGAGCAAGCGGCUAGCCACGAUGAAACUCUUUUGUGUGCUAUCGUCAUACUGCGUUUCUAUGAGCAGCUGAACGCACUGGUUCUGAUGAUGAACAGCAUCUCGCAGGCUGCUCAGCCAUUAUUCGAUCAUCCCAAGGAAAUCACUACGUAG